Messenger RNA from Penicillium mononematosum, 600 nucleotides. RefSeq names its product CE1 family esterase. Gene Ontology annotation, molecular function: feruloyl esterase activity. The transcript has a single exon. NCBI's taxonomy places the organism in Eukaryota, Fungi, Ascomycota, Eurotiomycetes, Eurotiales, Aspergillaceae. The record is from RefSeq and is a predicted model, not a curated record. The coding region runs from base 1 to 600 and encodes 199 amino acids.
AUGAACUCUGUCGCCAACGGCGACAGCAUUCAACCCUGGUACGGUCUCGAAAGCCGAGCACAGGGCAGCGCAAUCCUGGUAGCUCCCAAUGGCAAGAACGCUGGCUGGGCCAACACCAACGGCGAGGAUGUGGCCCUCAUCGACGCCAUCAUCCAGCAGGUCGAAGGCGACCUCUGCGUCGAUUCGAGCUCUCGCUUCGCGACGGGCUUCAGUUGGGGCGGUGGGAUGAGUUACGCCCUUGCUUGCUCGCGGGCAAAGGAGUUCAAGGCCGUGAGUGUCUUGAGCGGUGGUUUGAUUAGUGGAUGUGAGGGAGGCUACGAUCCCAUCGCUUAUCUGGGUAUUCAUGGCAUUAACGACCAAGUCCUGCCAUUUGGCGGGGGUGUGACUCUGGCGAAUAGGUUUGUUGGGAACAACAAGUGCCAGCCAACAAACAUCGGCAAGCCUGCGUCUGGCAGCGGCGGUUUCGUUCGAGCGGACUUCGACGGGUGCUCCAAGCCAGUUUCGUUCAUAGCUUAUGAUGGAGGACACGUUGGUGCGCCCCUGGGUGUUGGCAGUUCUCUGGCUCCCGAUGCCACCUGGGAGUUUUUCAUGGCGGCUUGA